Penicillium brevicompactum is the source of this 561-nucleotide messenger RNA. RefSeq lists its product as uncharacterized. The record is from RefSeq and is a predicted model, not a curated record. The coding region runs from base 1 to 561 and encodes 186 amino acids. Lineage: Eukaryota; Fungi; Ascomycota; Eurotiomycetes; Eurotiales; Aspergillaceae. The transcript is spliced from 2 exons.
AUGUCCAAAUUACUUGAAGAUGACGAGCCCAAAAGCGCCUCCUGUGACUAUGAUCAACCUCCCCAAUACAAUUCUUGCCAGCAAAGACCAGAUUUGCUCACCUCCGUCGUCGAGAACGAGAUGGCCUAUCGCGAAAAUACACGAAAUUUGACAGAAUGGAACAAACAUUUGAUUGAUUGGUCCAAUAAUGCGCAACAAAUGAAGCGUGGUGAUGCUCAUCGUCACAAUAAGAGAAAGUCGCCUGACCCGGACUUAGCAGAAUCUGAGCUACGUGAAAUGGCUGGUAUAUUGAGAAAAGUAGAGCAGUCGCUUCAAGAGCGCGCCGAUCUCUUGAAGGAGCGAUCUAAUGAAAACUCUGGGCUUUACACCGCUAUGUCAAGUCUCUCCCCAGACGAGUUUGAACGGACAUAUGCUUCAGUGAAGCGAGACGGGUUUCAACAGGCCAGAACCGGGGUGUUCUCUAACAUUGCUUCUAUGGAGCGACGCAAAGGCCUCUGGGCAAAGUUGUGGAGCCUCUGUGCUCGCCCUGGACGGAAAAGAGCAGACCUUGAGGUUGAAUAA